Opisthorchis viverrini is the source of this 462-nucleotide messenger RNA. RefSeq lists its product as hypothetical. The transcript has 3 exons. Bases 1 to 462 code for a protein of 153 amino acids. The record is from RefSeq and is a predicted model, not a curated record. NCBI's taxonomy places the organism in Eukaryota, Metazoa, Platyhelminthes, Trematoda, Opisthorchiida, Opisthorchiidae.
AUGAAUCACCUUGAACUGCUCAGAAAGGUGAGGGAUUCUCCCACCCUUAGGCGUGGGGAAUUGAAAGAACCAAUGGGAUCGACAUCAAGACUGCAGGCUGUGGAUGAAGAUCCUGUUACCCCAGCCUUUCGGAGACAGGAACUGUGGGGACUAUACAAGGAUUGUGGGGAUGUGGUUAAGAAGGCCGGGAUGAAAACCGAUCGGGGUAAUUUCGUGGCGCUGGGGACCCUUCCCAGGGGCCGACAGAAAGCGGUUCUUCCCGGAGGGGGUUGCAACCAAUGUGGUAGCGCAGGCGGUGAUGCAUGCGUAGGUUCAACUAUGAUAAUCUCUUCAUCUUCACAAAAUGAGGCAAAGUUCGAAUCCGGUUCCGUGACCGGGACUGGUACGGGAUCCGCCUGUUUGGGUGCAGUAGCUGUGCGGCACGUAGCCCGCAUGGAUGCCGGCAAGAGAGAGGGGCGCUGA